UGUAAAUUUACGCAUAAAUUUACGGUUCAUGUAGCACCACCUAAUACUUUUUGGAGUUUGGCGCGUGCCUCAAGCGAAAGUUGUUCUGCGAUUUCGGAGCCAAUUUUUGUACCUUUCCUCAAUGGAUCGACCACAACUAAUGGUCGAUUUAGUUUGCUGUAGUUUAUAAGUCGCAGCUUGAUAAGCGUUUUAGUGGAUUACUGCAAGUGGUGCGAUAAAAAUUAAGUUUUUCGUGUUCAAAAAAUGCACUAGGCAAGCUGCAGCAGAACCGCGCUUCCUUUAAAAUGAGCACCCACAGAGCAUGCCCUUUCGACUGCCAAAGCGACGCAACGUAGAACCGGUCCUGCAAAUUCUGGCCCAGCUGAUUGACGAUCAAUCCGAUAUAUCUUCCAUUUCGGUGCAAAUGGGAGGCUUAUAUCGCGUUCCGGCCGACAGUCUGGAGCCCCAUGGCGCGGUCAAACAGAGCAGCAGCCGAUUGCCGGUUCGGACUCGCGGACUCCGGCGGAAACUUCGGGACCACGGUCUACCCAUGACGCACGCUGGAACCGUCGUAGGUCGCAGCAAAAGUGUCGAUGAUCUCACGGCCGGUGUUGUUGCAUCGGACGAUGACGAACAGGAGGGUAAACCGAAUGGCACAGCUGCAGCGACCGAUAAGAGGCUCGAUCAUCUAGAGCGGACGCUUCGUUCGAAAGAGCAACAAAUUGGCAAGCUGGUCGAGAAGCUGACCUCCGUCUUCGAAUGCAACAAUCAGUUCGCGAUCGAGCAUGAACGAUUACAGAAGGACUACCAGCAGGUCGUGCAGAACCUGCACACACUGGAAACGACUCAGGCCAAGAGCUGUGAACGCUGUGCCGCUAACGAUACCGCAACCGAGCUGCUGACGAAGGAAAAUGGCGACCUUAGGAAUGACUUGAAGAUGAUGAAAAUCCUGGUGUAUCGGUUGAACGUGCAGAUCGAACGGUACCAGGAUACGGUACGCGAAGGCCAGGGUAACAUACCGAAGCUUGACUUUGUCGACAGUACCUAUGGCGGUGUGAAGGACAAUCUUAACUGGGGAUCGGUGAAUGCGCAUACGCUCGGUCCACUGUUGAACGCGUAUGAAGAGAUGAUCGCCGAAAAGACGGAUUUGGUACAGCAAUACGAAACGGAGCUCGUUACCUUCACCGGCAAGUUGAAGCAGGUGCUAGAAGAGAAUGAAUCUCUGCAGCGCCAAAUGGAGGAGGUACGUGCGUCCCAGACGGGCUGGACGGACGAAAGGACGCGACUGCAGGCGCAGGUUAGCGUGCUGCGAAGUAAGGCCGAGGUGCAAGCUAAACGGGCCGAUCUAGCGAAGGAAAAGCUCGUCGAGGUGCUGAAAUGUUACGAACAGAAGGUACAAGCUCAGUGUCUGGACAUUGAGCGACUUCAGGAAGCGUACGCUCGCAGCAAAGGAGAGCUGACUAUGCUACGAAACCUUAACCAAAACCCGGAAAUAGUAGCUGAUAGCUUAAAAGAAUGUCAAAAACUCUUUGCAGAGCUCAAGUUGCAGCACAGUACCGAUCGCACACGGAUGACGGAAGAAACCGAAACGAUUCGACGCGAGUUACAACAAAAGACAGCCGAAUUAGACCAACUGCAGCAGAACUAUCGGCAGCAGCUGGGCAUUUCCGAGCGCCAGAAAGAAAUUAACGAGAUUCUGAUGGGAAAGAAUGGAGCCCUCAAGCAGACGCUCGAGCGCACGAGACAAUCGAAGGAGAUCCUUAAACAGCGACUCAAAACGAUGAUCAGCUGGGGUAAAGGGUCGGAGCAACGGAAGGAUCAGCUGCAGGAAAGCUGGCGUACGAUCCGUGCACUGCAAGAGCAGCUGCAGCACCGGGAUGGUGAAUUGCAAGCUUUGCAGCAGCGGUUCCAGCUCGAGGUUGAGCAACUGCAGCGACGCCUUCGACAGCGGGAGGAAACUUUGCGCAAGAUAUUGGCCGAUAAGGCACAGAUUCACAGGCGCCUCUGAUGAUGCCGUGCGUGGAGCAAUCGUUUCUUCGUUUUCUCUUAGUAUUUACCUUCCUUCUAGAUCUGUUACCACUCCGCCUUUCUGCCACACUGCCUAUUAGGUAGAAUAGAAUCGAAAUAAAUGUAAAU
Messenger RNA from Anopheles darlingi, 2115 nucleotides. It is a transcript of the gene Cep89, whose product is annotated as protein Cep89 homolog. The record is from RefSeq and is a predicted model, not a curated record. The transcript is spliced from 5 exons. Bases 302 to 1987 code for a protein of 561 amino acids. NCBI's taxonomy places the organism in Eukaryota, Metazoa, Arthropoda, Insecta, Diptera, Culicidae. Gene Ontology annotation, cellular component: ciliary transition fiber; centriole. Gene Ontology annotation, biological process: mitochondrion organization; cilium assembly; chemical synaptic transmission.